AUGGUAUCAGUUCGAGUAUGGGACUUGGGUAUAUUUGUCCCCAAUGUAUUAUUCCUUUUAUUUCUUGGACUUCAUUUCAGCCGAGCUCAGAUUAAACUAAGAACUACAAGUAGUCCAAUAUUUUGGGCAUUUUAUCUUUUGGUUUUUGUCAGUGCUGUUGUGAGUGUGACCCGUUGCAUAGUUUCUAUGACAGUGAAUGCAGCAAUGUUUACUGGAGACUUGGUUGAUAAGGUCCUGUGGGUAGUUGUACGAUUCUCUCUUCUUUCAACAGAAAUCAGUGUGCUUAUAUUUGGAUUAGCAUUUGGACAUCUGGAUAGUAACACAAGUAUCAGGCGGGUUCUGUUUGUCACGUUUUUUAUCUCGUUGGCCUACUCCAGUACACAGGUAAGUUGCUUAUGUUGUAAUUCCUAACUUGUAGAGUCUGUAAUUAAUGAGAAUAAAUCUGUGUGAUUACCACAUUGAUUUUUAGAUCUAUUCAUUACCACAUUGAUUUUUAGAUCUACUCAUUACCACAUUAAUUUUUAGACUUACUUGUUACCAUGUUGAUUUUUAGAUCUAUUCAUUACCACAUUGAUUUUUAGAUUUAUUCAUUACCACAUUGAUUUUUAGAUUUACUUGUUACCAUGUUGAUUUUUAGACUUACUUGUUACCAUGUUGAUUUUUAGAUCUACUCAUUACCACAUUGAUUUUUAGAUCUACUCAUUACCACAUUGAUUUUUAGAUCUACUCAUUACCACAUUGAUUUUUAGAUCUACUCAUUACCACAUUGAUUUUUAGACUUACUUGUCACCAUGUAUGAUUUUUAGUUUUGAUUAGGUAACUUACUCUUGUUGAAGUAAUAUUAAUCAACAUUUUUUUAGCUAAACUGAUGAAAUUAUAUCUUUAAGUAGUGUAAUAUUAGUUAGUUGUAAAUAUUCCUACUUUUAAGUCUCAUAAAUUACAAGUAGGUCUAAAUAUCUGAAAUGCAAAGUUUUAUCUAGGCCUAACUUAGAAGUAAAAUUAUCCCCGUUUCCAGUUACAAAUAACCCGUAAUUGUCUCAUACUUGCAAUUAAUCAGUUUUGUUUACCCAAAUAUAAUUAACUGAUACUUGAUUAAUUGGUCUUUAAUCUGAUUAAAUUAUGUGAAUGAAACAUAGAUCAAAAAGC
This is a messenger RNA of Limulus polyphemus (Atlantic horseshoe crab), 1146 nucleotides long. Its product is annotated as transmembrane protein adipocyte-associated 1 homolog. The transcript has 5 exons. The record is from RefSeq and is a predicted model, not a curated record. Gene Ontology annotation, molecular function: G protein-coupled receptor activity. Gene Ontology annotation, cellular component: plasma membrane. Bases 1 to 411 code for a protein of 136 amino acids. Gene Ontology annotation, biological process: G protein-coupled receptor signaling pathway. NCBI's taxonomy places the organism in Eukaryota, Metazoa, Arthropoda, Merostomata, Xiphosura, Limulidae.